Molecule: messenger RNA, 634 nt
Organism: Racocetra persica
Lineage: Eukaryota; Fungi; Glomeromycota; Glomeromycetes; Diversisporales; Gigasporaceae
Source: the annotation of a GenBank genome assembly
CUCCAUCAUCACUAAACUAAAAAUAACUUCUAAAAAUACUGAUUCUGCAGUCUGUGUUGAGGAGCGCCAUCAUCUUAAAAAGGAUCAAUAUAUACGAAAACGUGUUAAGCAACUUGAAACUUAUUGCAAAGAAAAGGGAUUAUCACCACCUCUACUUUCAGAUUCUGAGCAUUUGCACAGUUCUUCUGAUUUUCAUAUAUAUACACCUGGAGCUUUUUCUAAUCUUCCAAGUAUCGAUUCUUCAGUCUUUAUAAACUCAGUCAAUCUUCAGAGUUUUCUUGUCGUAGAAUCUCAAAUUUCUGAGAGUCUUUAUAAUUUUAAGUUUUCUAUGCAACCCUCUACUUUCAAUACUUUGAAUGAGUUACCACAAAGUCAUUUUAUUUCUUCUGCUAGUAUUCCUAAUACUUGGUUUAAGUUACUAUUAAGUAUUUAUUCUGAUUAUUUAUCAAAUCUAAGUCCUAUUUAUCCUAUUUCUUCUGAUUAUUCAAGUCCAAGAAAACGCUGUUUUGGAGGUUUUGGUUGCGAUCAAGAUAUUCUUAUAGCUCGAAAAUUACUUAAAGAAGCUUCAGGUCUUGGUUUUCGGCCUGCAACUGUUUGGAUUAAUUCUCAUUGGUCAAAAAUGAUUUUGGUGCAA